AUGGAUGAUGGCAGAAGUCCUCCAAGAGGAAGGAUUAAUGAAGAUGGCGACAGCUUCGAUAGAUAUGAAGACGAUCCAUCAAAUAGUCGUGAUAGAGACGACCCCUCUCCUCGCAGCCGGAGUCGUCAUUCUCGAAGCCUCGGCCAGAGAGGACACAGCGAUGAAGAAUCUGGCGACUACAAUGACGACUCCCAUGAUGAUCAAUACGAUGAUGAUUCCAGGGACCACAAUGAUUACUCUGAUAGCAAAGAUGAUCCACAAGGAAGAUCUGACGAUGAAGAUCACAAACAUGAUGAAGACAGGAAGGAUGAAGAUUUCGAAGAAGAAGAAAAGAAGGAAAAUGAACAACAAGAUGAAAACAAGGAAAAUGAAGAAGAAAAGAAGGACGAAGAAGCCAAAGAAGAAGAAAUUGAAGACCUUGAAGAAGUUGAGCAAGCUCCUCUCAUUCCAAAAUCAGUAGUUUACUCAAGAGAAAGAUCUUAUUGGUUAGCUCAUCGAGAUCGAGCCGUUCUUGAGCAACAAGUUAUGGAUCUACCUGAAAAGACAGAGCUUGUAAUGGAGCGGACUAAAAAUCAAGCUGAUAGUGAAGCUUCUGGAUUCUUAUCCAAACUUCAAAAUGAUGGAAUUUAUAAAAUUGGCACAACAGAGGGUAUUGUUACCCCUACACUGACAAAACCAAUUGAUUUAACAAACAGGCAACCUCAUCGUUUGAAGGUCAGGAGUGCAAUUCUAUGCGAAAGGUUGAAUUCUCUUAAGAAGAAGCAUUUCAAACUGGAAAUAAUUUUGGGAAAGAUCAUCCUAAGAGAUCAUAAACUCUUCAUUAAUGAAGAUCAUGAAGCUAUCAAAUUAAAAGAGCUUCAUGAAGAAUUUGAAAGAGUUGUUGGUCUCGGAAUGAUCCCAUUCUACAAAUCCAGACUUGACGAACUCCAAAAAGAUCUUUACAAAGCUGAAGACAAUCGAAAAGUUGAUGAAGAUCACGUGAAGUUUCUUAAAGCCACUAUUAAGGAUAUCAAGAAACGUAGGAAUCAAGAGAAAAAGAAAGUCAAGAACCUCGGUAUUGCACUCUAUGAAAAAUGGAUUAAAAUUCAGAAGAUCAGGAAAGACAAUGAUUUUCAGAGCACAACAGUUGAACUCAAGGCGAGAGAGCAUAAACUUCCAGAUAGGAAAACUGAAAUUAUUUUCUACCUGAACAGAACUGAGCCUCAGAAGAAGACAAUUUCUGGUAAAUCAAUGCCUCCAAAAGAAAAAAGUAGAAGGAAUCAGAUUAAGAAUCUUCAGGCUAAAAUUGAACUCUACGUAAACGACAAAAAGGUUGAUACUACAAAUCCUGAAAAGGUAUCCUGGCCCAACUUUGAAGCUGAAUUCGGAGAAAGAUUCUUACUGUUCCUCUACACAAUGCCUAAAUCUAUAGAACUAAGAAUUAUUCUGGAAGGGGACGAGGUCUGUCGGAUUCCAGUAGAAAUUCCUGGAACCAAAGUGGAAUCCCUAACUUCAUCCUAUGCGAUCAGUAAGGAGGUCAAGUUUAGCAAGCAAGAUUACAGAGCCCAGCAAAGGUACGAUAUUUUCGUAAAAGAUGGGAAAAUUGACCCGCUCAAAAUUCAAGAGCAACAACAAAAAUAUGAAGAGUAUCUUACAAGGACCAAAAAGAAGGAAGAGGAGAAAAAAGAAGAAAAUAAAGAGCCUGCUGUAGCAGAGCCAAAUAAUGCUCCAGCAGCAGCUGCUCCAAAGGCUGAGAAGCCUCCUCCAAAUCCUGCAAAUAAUAAGUACAUUAAAAUGGUGGAAGAUUUAAAGAAGGGUCAUGAUGUAAGAGGACUUCUUUAUUUCAAGACUGAGUGGAAAGAAGAUGGUUCCAGAAUGCCCCCUGCUAUCAGAAUCUUACUUGAAAAAGAACAUCAAAAUGAAGAUCCUGAAGAUACAGAAAUUCCAAAAUCUAAGAUCAUUGAUGUAAAUGACCCAAAGUAUAAGUCCUUAGUCAAGGCACAGAAAGAAAAUAAUGAGAAUUUGAGGAGAUUAAUCCAAAGAGAUUCUUUGAACCCACUGCAUGAUUUGGAGCCAUUCAGACAUAUUCAGUUGAUUAACCAAGAUACUCACUAUGAGUUGGUCAAUCUUGACAUCCCCAUGUUAGAACAAGAAGUUGUAAAUGACCCGACUCUUUCAUAUCUGAUUGAGAAAUUUUCAAAGCUUGGUGCUCAACAGACUUAUGACCAGAUGCUGAAAGAGGUUAAGAGCUACUCAGGCACUGAAAGGCUCCAAGAUAUGAGCAAGGAUGUUCUAGAGAGAAGGCAGAAGUUCAUGGAGAAAAUUAAGAGAGUUCAGAAAGACAUCAAGACUGGUAAAAACAAGCCUAAUAUCAACUAUAACAGCAUCAUUGAGGAAGAAGGUGGAAUUGAUGCCAAAAAUCCAUGUGCAGGGCUUGCUGCAAAGGUUUUCGCACCAAGAAGGAAACUCAGGCCUAAGAUCACAGAAAAGCCAGCUAUUUCAAUAGGUCAAUGUAGCAAGGCUAAUCUUAGAGUCCAGAUCAUGAGCGGGAUCAACAUCCCUGUCAGGAACGAAAGUAUCCGUGCUAUAGAGAAUAUGAAUAGAGCUAUUAACGAAAACAAUCAGAAUCCUGGACUUAGAAAUGCACCAGGAAGAGCUGGAGCUCCAAAUCCCUCUCUAGGAGGCCCUCAGAAUGAUCCCUACGGAGGUCUUAAUAACUCUUACCUUGGAGGCCAGUAUGAUAGACGCUCUCGUACAGGCUAUGAUAAUUAUGCAAGACCAUUGGAUCAGACAGGAAGAGAUUACGACAGAGAUCCAAGACUUGGAGGAACUGAUCCCUACGGAAGAAACCAAAGAGAUAGAACACCCCCGCCAUACUCUGGCUAUGGUAGUGUUGCGAAUCCUUAUGACAAUCAGCCAGGCCAUUAUGGAGGAAUUAAUCAGCCGAGAGGUCCAGUUGGAGGAAUGGGUGCUCUUCAGAAAGCCCAGAUGGAGCUCACUGGAUUCAAUAAACUAAUCCAAGGAUCUGUCUUCAUCGAAGUAAGACUUGUUAGCAGUAGAAGGAACUCAGAAAGACCACAAACAAAAUCAACCAGAGAAUGAAACGGAAGUUUCCCUGAUUGGAAUGAAACUUUAAAUUUUGAAAUUCUCCCAGCUAAUGGGUCCAAACUCACUGAGGAAGAACUUGUAAAUGGGGAUGACACCUUGUACUUCAGUAUAUUCGACAAAUAUGAAAGUGAGAAAAGAGUUAUUCUGACUAAUAAACACGAAAUUACAGUUGAAAACAAGUUCCUUGGAUCGUUCAGUGUCCCAUUAAUGAGUGUUCUCCAAAAUACUCCAAAGCUAGAGGGUCAUAUCAGAGUUGAUAGACCUUUGAAUCUUCAAGGAUAUGGAAUGCUUCCUUCAGGAAUGCUCAGCUCUAAUAUUUUUAAGGGAGAGAUUGAUACUGACUUACUUCCAACUUACGUCUCGGUGUCUAUAAAUAUAGAUCCUCUUCUUGAAUUACCUGCAGAGAAUGAAUUCGAUUUUUACCCAGGAGGAGAAGAUGCUAAAUUACUUAGAGGAGGGGCUCUCUGGGCCAAUACAUACAGAGCCAGAAAGAAAGGUCCUCCAAUCAUUGUUAAAUGAUUCGGUGAAAAUGUUGAAAGAAAGAGUAUCCUUCUUUGAAGAUACCUUGCCUCCCAGGCUCCUCCCAGAGAUCUCAUUGAUCUUGCAAAUGGACCUAUAGAGGAUGAAAAAUUUGCCAUUCAAAAAGCUGCAAGAUUUGUGUCAUUAAUCCCGUUCAUUAAUGACAACACAGCCAUAGACCUUCUACCUGAUGUCUGGUGUACGUCCCAAGAGUUCUUAGACUUCAAUGGAGGUGACUACGAAGAGCAUGCAAUCCUGCUCUGUAAUUACUUCAACUAUAUCGACGGAAUCCUUAAUGAAGGAAAAGUCAAAAGUUACCUAAUUCUUGGAAAUGCAGUUCCAGAGGGAUACACAACCUAUGUCUUGAGAAGAAAUCUCGAGAAUAACCAUGUGGAGGUCUGGGACUCAAUCCGUGGCCAAGCUUACUUCUUUGGGAGAGGAAUGAAGACUAACUAUUGCUGUUGGUGUUUCCCAAUUUCAAAAGGAUUCAGAAACAAGUCUGAAAAUAACAAGGAAGAAGAUGAGAACUUCAUUGUCCAACAGAAUGUCACUUGCCAGUUAAAGUCUAUCGGAUGCAUUAUCGGAGAAGAUAAUAUCUGGGCUAAUAGGCAAAAGAACACAGAUCCUUCUCUUUGUGAGUUUGAUCUUGAAAAUAAAAGGCACUGGAGACCUUUCUUCAACAAGAACAACAAGGCUAAAUAUCUUAGUAAUGAACUCGAUGGGAUACUGACAGUUCAGGAUAAAAUAAAAUAUCCUGGUGGUGAAGCUAUCAACCUCGCCUAUCUAGAAGAUGAUAUUAAGAAUUAUAUCUCCAGAAAAUUUGCUGAUGAGAGGAUUAAUCAUUACACUCGUUGGAAUCAUAGUUGCUCUGAUAUUCUUCGUGAGACAAUGCGUGAGCUCGAGACUCUUAAGAGAGAAACAUGUUGUCCGCCAGUCUCUUCCUUUAAAAAGCUUAAAGGAGAGGGAAAGCCCACGAAGACAUCGGAUGUCUUUGAUGUCUUAACACAGAACUUGAAUGAGGUAGUAAGAGGAAAGAAGAUCUAUGGUUUCCCCAUAAAUACUACCUUCACUAACCUAGAUGCUCUCUGGGAAGAAGUCAGAAAUACAGGCAUGCAUGAAAUCGUAGGAUCUAACAUAGAGUUUGUCCUCUCAGUGUUUGUAUAUGCCUAUCCGUGCAAUGUCAUAUCUGUAUGGAUUUAUAUGAUGAGUCUCAGUUCUGAAUAAUUUUCAAAAAUAGCCUUGAUAUUUGGUCAUAAAAUUGAUUAAUUUU
Messenger RNA from Moneuplotes crassus, 4876 nucleotides. The record is from the annotation of a GenBank genome assembly. NCBI's taxonomy places the organism in Eukaryota, Ciliophora, Spirotrichea, Euplotida, Euplotidae.